Messenger RNA from Prunus persica (peach), 753 nucleotides. RefSeq lists its product as uncharacterized. Lineage: Eukaryota; Viridiplantae; Streptophyta; Magnoliopsida; Rosales; Rosaceae. The transcript is spliced from 2 exons. The coding region runs from base 1 to 753 and encodes 250 amino acids. The record is from RefSeq and is a predicted model, not a curated record.
AUGUCAGUUUCAAUUAUUUAUGUUGAUGAUAUAAGUGUAACUGGAGAUGAUCAGGCAGAAAUGCAAAAUCUUCAGAAAUAUCUGGCUUCCGAGUUUGAGAUGAAAUCAUUAGGUGAUUUGAAGUACUUUCUUAGACUUGAAGUUGCCAGAUCUAAACAUAGUAGCUUUCUAUCCCAAAGAAAGUAUGUUUUGGAUUUACUUGCAGAAACUGGAAUGUUGGAUUGUAAACCAAUUGAUACACCUAGUGAACAGAAUCAUAAGUUGGGGUUGUAUCCCGAUCAAGUCCCUACUGAUAAAGAGCAUUAUGAACGACUUGUGGGGAAAUUGAUUUAUUUAGCUCAUACACGUCCUGAUAUUGCAUAUGCAGGGAUAAUGUUUUCCAAGUAUGGUCAUAAAGAUGUGGAAGGGUAUACUGAUUCUGAUUGGACUGGUUCAAUCAUUGAUAGACGUUUUACGUCUGGGUAUUUCACAUUUGUUGGUGGUAAUCUUAUUACUUGGAGGAGUAAAAAGCAAAAAGUGGUGUUUCGGUCUCCUGCUGAAGCCGAGUAUCGUGGGAUGGCUCAAGGUGUGUGCGAGUUCCUGUGGUUGAGGAGACUGUUAAGAGAUCUUGGGUUUGCGCCUCAGAAACCCAUGAAUUUGUAUUGUGAUAACAAAGUUGCAAUUGCGAUUACUUAUAACCCUGUGCAACAUGAUCGUACAAAGCAAGUGGAGGCUGAUCGACAUUUUAUUAAAGAGAAGGUGGAUAUAUACUGA